AACUUUACGCUCGUGGGUGCGUUUUCGGUCGGUGGAUGUGUCAGUCAGCGUCUCUGACGCGAGAAGUGGCGCAUCGCAGCCAUCAGGACUAUCGGGUUAUGAACAAUUCGGUGUUUUUCAUGCAAGAUACCCUCUGUUUUCCCGCGGAUUAAUGCAAUCGUCGUCGGUUGCAUGCUAGAAAGCGAUGGGGAAUUGAUAGAUAAAACAGUAGCCUAUUGAUUAACGGAGAAGCUCCUCCCAAAGCCGUAUAUUUGUUUUAUAUGCCGAAAUGAGGCAGGGGGCGGAAAGUCGCCGCAGAAACAUUGGGUUUUGGCCAAAAUCACACAGUUUCAGUCCAUAAUUGACGUUAAGUCGUGGGUUUGCGUUGCUUUUGGUGCAAAAUUACCGAAUUGAGCGAAUUUUGCCAGAGAAAUGCAGCUUGCUUGAAGACUCCCCAGAUAUCGGUUGGCUGCUGCUGCCAUGACAGGUAGAGGUCUCCUCUCGACCACGGCUUCGCCGGUUGGAGAAUAAACAGGUUGAUUGGGACGUGGUCGCAGCUGCGGAACUGCCAAUGUCGGAUGUUAUUAUUAGUGGAGCCUGAUCCUGUAAAUAUAAGCGCAAACAUACAGUAAUUCGGGAAAAACUCAGGGAAAAUGUCUUCUCGUUCUGCAUUACCGUCUGGAAACGACAGGGGCACGGACCAUCAUGUGUCACUAGCCGCCAGUCGCUCAGACAAGGGCACCAGCCUGUCCAGCCGCUCACUGGGCGCCCGCUGCAGGAACUCCAUCGCCUCCUGCUCUGACGAGACUCCGCACAUCGGCAACUACCGUCUGCUUAAGACCAUCGGCAAGGGCAACUUCGCCAAGGUCAAGCUGGCCCGCCAUAUCCUGACGGGCAAGGAGGUUGCAAUAAAAAUAAUUGACAAAACUCAGUUGAAUCCAACCAGCCUACAAAAGCUCUUUCGAGAGGUUCGGAUAAUGAAAGGUUUAAAUCAUCCAAACAUAGUGCAGCUGUUUGAAGUGAUUGAGACGGAUAAGACCCUUUAUCUAAUCAUGGAGUAUGCCAGUGGAGGUGAAGUGUUUGACUACCUCGUAUCUCAUGGGAGAAUGAAGGAGAUUGAAGCCAGAGCCAAAUUUCGGCAGAUCGUGUCUGCUGUCCACUACUGCCACAUGAAGAACAUUGUCCACCGAGACUUGAAGGCCGAGAAUCUCCUGCUGGACGCCAACGCCAACAUCAAGAUCGCCGACUUCGGCUUCAGCAACGAGUUCACGCUGGGCAACAAGCUGGACACGUUCUGUGGCUCUCCACCCUACGCCGCCCCGGAACUGUUCCAGGGGAAGAAAUACGACGGGCCCGAGGUGGAUGUCUGGAGCCUGGGGGUCAUACUGUACACGCUGGUGUCAGGGUCGCUGCCCUUCGACGGGCAGAACCUCAAGGAGCUUCGUGAGCGCGUCCUGAGAGGGAAGUAUCGCGUGCCCUUCUACAUGUCCACCGACUGCGAGGGGAUCUUACGCCGGUUCCUGGUGCUCAACCCUACCAAGCGCUGCACCCUAGAUCAAGUCAUGAAGGACAAGUGGAUAAACGCAGGGUAUGAUGAGGAUUCCCUGAAGCCCCAUAUAGAGCCUGUCGAGGACUACAGUGACACUAGUCGCAUAGAGGUGAUGGUGGGGAUGGGCUUCACUCCAGAGGAGAUCAAGGACGCUCUGUUCAACCAGAAGUACAAUGAGGUCACCGCAACUUAUCUACUGCUGGGCCUCAAGAACGAGGAUGGCAGCGAGUCUCGUUCGGCCAGUACCCUGUCCCUGGCACGGAUCCGGCCCAGCCCCAUCACCAACGGGACCAACAAACACUCCUCGGCUACUGCAGGCUCCUCUUCCUCCUCUUCCUCGCACAGCAAGACCCAGCGCAGCACCUCCACCUAUCACAGGCAGCGGCGGCACAGUGACUUCUGCGGGCCGUCCAUGCCCGUCAUGCACCCCAAGCGGAGCCCCACCAGCACGGGUGACCGGGAGCUGCGGGAGGGGCGCAUGCCACCGCGUAAGGCCAGCUGCAGUGUGAUGGGCAGUCGCUCGCUGCCCCCCUCCAGCCCCAUGGUCAGCAGUGCUAAUAAUCCCAACAAGUCAGAGAUCCCCGACCGCCGCAAGGAGAUGACGGCCACCACAGUGAGAAACAGUGAGAACAAUAUCCCGGGAAGUGCUAUGACCCGCCGGAACACAUACGUCUGCACGGACCGCUCCAGCACCGACAGACACUCCCUGCUGCAGAAUGGCAAGGAGAACAGCUCCCUGUCCCACCGCCUACCCCCCACCUCCCCCUCCACCCUGAGCAUCUCCGGGGCCGGGGCCUCCUCCUCCUCUGGUGAGCGCUGCCGUCUAACACGGGGCUCCACGAUUCGGAGCACUUUUCACGGGGGCCAGUUGAGGGACCGGGGCCCGCCUGUCUACUUGGCCCCGCCCACCUCCCCCACGCUGUCCCACCACGACGCCAGUCCACUGCCGCACGCCCGCAGCCGCGCCACUUCCAACCUCUUUACCAAACUCACCUCCAAACUCACACGCAGGGUCAAUCUUGACCCCUCUAAGCGCCAGGGCUCAAACAAAUCAGUCUCGGGUUGUACCCUUCCCCAGGGAUCAAAAACAGUUAGUAAGGUCACAAAUGAACCUGAGGGAAUCUGCCGAUCUGCGGUCACAAGUCGCCAUUUAUCUGGGCAUCAAAAAGCGGCCGAGCCCUGGGCCAUCGGAUGUGGCUGGAAUCUGAGGGUACCCCGGGGGCGGCGGGACCCAGCGGAGGUGGUGCUGGCUCUGCGGGAGGCGGCACGGGGCUGCGGCUGCCAGGUCCACCACGCCGGCCCCUUCCUGCUCUCCUGCACCCACGGGGCGUCCGGCGGUUGCGUGGCCUUCAAGGCAGAGGUGUGCCACCUCUCCACAGGGGGGAGUGCCUCCAACAAUAAGACUUCCAACGGGGUGCGCUAUACACGACUUUGGGGAGCACCGCUCGUUUUCCGGGACAUCGCCAUGCAAAUCUCAAAGGACCUUGAACUCUGAAUAUAAUGGGGGUUGAGAAGGAUGGAAAGAGAAAUACAGAGAAAGAGGGACGUGGGGCUGGACUCAAGAUAAAAUACAUUUGCCCCUGUCUCUUACAUGGCUAUAGCCCUACCCUCCUCCGCACCAGUCUCAACCUAACCACCCGCCCACAUCGCUACACCACCCAGACCCAAAUGUACCCCCCGUCCCUCUCGCCACUACUACUGAACAGCUUCACCCACUGGAACCUGAUCAGACAGGAAUCCAGCUUAAAAUGUUUUACUGUUAACUCUAGCCAUAAUGACUAUUUAUUUUAUGAUUGGUAUCAUUGUCUUUUUUAACGAUCACCAACUCCGUACCGACAACAUCAAAAACAUUCUCGAAAACAUUUCUCGUGUUUCGCCAUCUUUGAUGCGUGUCACAGUACAGAUAUAGGAUCUUGAUUUGAUCCAUCUGUUGCAGGAUAACUUUCCUGCAAUACAGGAAAUGUAAAACCUGUAGUGUAUUUGAGGUUUAAAAAGGCUUCUGAAGUUUGUAAUUUCCACUUCAAAAUUUCUGACUUUAUUUUCUUUUACGAAAAAUGUAUCAACCCAUAAAACAUUUCCAUUAAUUAUAAUCCACAUAAUAAUUCACAUUUCCUGUUGCUGCAGGAUGAUUUUCCUACUGUAGCAAACUGGCUCAAAUUAAGAUCCUACAUCUAUGUAUGUUUUGCUCUUUCUUCUCCCAUUUAAACAUUGAUACCGAUGAAGUGAUCAUCCAAGGACUUCUGUGGACAAUAUGCACAAAUAUGGAGACAGUAAACUCAAUGAUUUGACAAGCGGCAUCAAAGGUUACUCUGUUUUUCUAUUUGUGCACAGUAUAGGCGGGAUUGGAUUAUUGGGCAAUGACAGAAAAGUUGACAAGACACUUUGAACCAGCCAAUGGGAACCUUCACAUCCAUUUCCACUAACAUCAUCAACUGAAAAAGGUAGUAGGUGGGGAUGUUAUCUUGGACUUAUCAUGAAUCUAUCUCAGUUAGUCUUAAUGCAUAUGACAUAAAUUAACUGGACUGAUAUAGGUUUCACUUUUGUAGUAUUGUACAAACCAAACACCAUAAUAAGCUAUUAUGUUAAUGUGUAAUGUCAGGCAGUAUACACUUUGGUGCAUAUCAUGCUCCAUUUUAGAUAUCAGUGCCAAUACGAAAACUGAAUCUAUGUACAGUGCAUUCGGGAAGUAUUCACACCCCUUGACUUUUUUCAUAUUUUGUUACGUUACAGCCUCAUUCUAAAAUGGAUAAAACAUUAAUUUUUUCUCAUCAAUCUACACACAAUACCCCAUAAUGACAAAGCGAAAACAGGUUUUUAGACAUUUGUAUAAAACAAAUAAAACAUUCAGACCCCUUCGCAAUGAUACUAACAAUUUAGCUCAGGUACAUCCUGUUUCCAUUGAUCAUCCUUGAGAUGUUUCUACAACUUGAUUGGAGUCCGUCUGUGGUAAAUUCAAUAGAUUGGCCAUGAUUUGGAAAGGCACACAAAUGUCUAUAUAAGGUCCCACAGUUGACAGUGCAUGUCAAAGCAAAAACCAAGCCAUGAGGUCGAGGGAAUUGUCCGUAGAGCUCCGAGACAGGAUUGUGUCAAGGCAUAGAUCUGUGGAAGGGUACCAAAAAUUGUCUGCAGCAUUGAAGGGCCCCAAGAACACAAUGGUCUCCAUCAUUCUUAAAUGGAAGAAGUUUGGAAACACCAAAACUCUUCCUAGAGCUGGCCACCCGGCCAAACUGAGCAAGAAUCCAAUGGUCACUCUGACAGAGCUCCAGAGUUCCUCUUUGGAGAUGGGAAAACCUUCCAGAAGGACAACUAUCUCUGCAGCACUCCACCAAUCAGGCCUUUAUGGUAGUGCGGCCAGACAGAAUCCACUCCUCAGUAAAAUGCACGACAGCACACUUGGAGUUUGCCAAAAGGCACCUACACUAUUUGGCCUGAAUGGCAAGCGCCAAGUCUGGAGGAAACCUGACACCAUCCCUAUGUUAAAGCAUGGUGAUUGCAGCAUCAUGCUGUGGGGAUGUUUUUCAGGGGCAGGGGCUGGGAAACUAGUCAGGAUCGAGGGAAAGAUGAACGGAGCAAAGUACAGAGAGAUCCUUGAUGAAAUCCUGCUCCAGAGCUCUCAGGACCUCAGACGGGGGCAAAAGUUCAUUUUCCAACAGGACAAUGACCCUAAUAUACUGACCAGACCGGACACGUCGCGUGCGCAAGCUUUGCAAAAUAAAUUUAGAAAUCCAUGUUAUUCAAUUAUUGCACCCACACUGCUCGCUUGCGCCAACGAGCGUCUGCGAUGCAAGUCCUGCCUCUCCCAUCUCCUCAUUGUUUAUAGAAGCAGGUACCCACAUGCCAUCUCCUCAUUGGUUAUACCCACGUGGGUGAUUGAAUGACGAACUGUUGCCGGUUGUCAUGGUAAAACUAUGAAAGUUUAGAUGCCAAUUGCCAUAUAAAUUAAACGAUGAAAAAGCCUGGAAGGAGGAGAGAUGACUAGAAACAAUCCGGUUGGCUGUUUUAUGUGUGGAUAUAUUGUCAGAGUAGAGGACCUUGUGCAUUUCAGGUAAAAUAACAACUCAAUGUUCAUAUCCCAGGACAAAUUAGCUAGCAACAGCAAGCUAGCUGAAUAACACAAAUUAGCUAGCAAGUGCAAGCUAACUAUCUAAAUUGCCAUACAUGUUUAAUGCUUUUUGACCUGUCCCCAAAUUAAUGUCAUUGGUUCAGAGUUUGUUUUGAUAUUUUAACCUGCGUGUCGUGAUCGCGUUUGGUGUACGGGGACAAAAUAAAUUUAUGUACAAUAGCGCACGAUGGCGCACGCACGCGCGCAGGCCGGUUUGGUUUCUGUGUAAGCACACAGCCAAGACAGCGCUGGAGCAGCUUCGGUACAAGUCUUUGAAUGUCCUUGAGUGGCCCUGCCAGAGCUCAGGCUUGAACCCGCUUGAACAUCUCUGGAGAGACCUGAAAAUAGCUGUGCAGCGACUCUCCCCAUUCAACCUGACAGAGCUUGAGAGGAUCUGCAGAGAAGAAGUAGGAGAAACUCCCCAAAUACAGGUGUGCCAAGCUUGUAGCAUCAUACCCAAGAAGAAUCUAGGCUGUAGUCGCUGCCAAAAGUGCUUCAACAAAGUACUGAGUAAAGAGUCUGAAUACUUAUGUAAAUGUAAUAUUUCAGUUUUUUAUUUUUAAUACAAUUGCAAAAAUGUUUAAAAACCUGUUUUUCGCUUUGUCAUUAUGGGAUAUUGUGUGUAGAUUGAUGAUAAAUGUUUUAUUCAAUCCAUUUUAGAAUAAGGCUGUAACGUAACAAAAUGUGGAAAUAUUCAAGGUUUCUGAAAACUUUCCGAAUGCACUGUAGAUCAAAACUGUGCUUCGUAGUGCUAUAUGUUUUUUCACCUUCAAAUCUCUUUAGCUAUCUGUGGCUUUGGUUUCCUGCACACACCCUUGGAAAGUAAUUCCUUUGCCAAAUUCCUGUUCCGGAGAAACUCUUUUAUCCCUCUGAUUGGCUGGGAUCAAUGUCUGUGUUGGCACUGGUCAUCAUCAAUAAUCAUAUCAAGCCAUUUUUAAGCAUUUUAUCCCCUACCUCUCAUGGUUUGAUCUCUCCCUUUUACCUUUCUUGAACAGAGUUGAAUUCAAGUCAUGAAACGGUUGAACAGUUAGUUGUUCCUCAGCAUAAAAUAGUUUAACUCAAUGUCGAAUGACUUAAAGGGUGACUGGGAAAGCAAUUUUUCUUUCAAUGCAAAAGCAGUUCACUGCAGAACAUUGUGCCCUUGAACGCCACAUGGCUUUGCCAAAAUGCAAAGCUGUCAGGCUUCACAGUGAACAAAAUUUAAAACAGACCUGGGUUGAAAUAAAGGAUUGUUUAACAUUUCAAAUACCCCUAGAUACUCUGCCCUAAACGUUGGGCAAAAAGAGAAAGUAUUUUAGUAGUAUUUUUUUAACAAUGUUUGCCCACUGAAAUAGGCUACAUAGUUCAGAGAAACUCAAUAUACAUAUUGAAAUAGAGAUAAUACUUGAUCCAGGCCUGUUUUGGAAUAAGUCAUAUUUCUUUCAAUGUGAUGCAAUGCAAUUUUGGGGGGAUUCUAUUCCGUGCCCUGCCGAUUUAUCUUCAGCUAUCUUUCAACAUUGAAGGUGAACAUCAAAAUCCGUUUUUUUUCCUGAGGUAACUGCAACCGUCCAAUCCCAUUUCUACUGUUACACACGCCGGUGCCUCAACUCUGACACCCUUUAGCAUUUUUUGCAUUGGUUAUCUUCAGAUCUUCAGAUGGUUUUGUCUACUGUUGAUGACUGUGGGUUGCUGUGAGGUGUAGGGGGAGUGCAUAGACACACAGAUGAGUCAUUUAGAGAGAGAGCCUUAAAGGCAGUGUGACUGGGAUGCUGUGUUUUCUCUCUUGCACCCCUUAUGCCUACAUAUAGUACAUGUUCAAUGUUGGAAAAUAAGCUAAAAACGACUUCCUCACAUUCCCCCCUGAUAAGAAUGAAUGAUGUACUGUGAUGUUCAUGUAGGCUACAAGAUGUCUGCCUGAUUAUUUACUGGUAAUGCUCUCGAUCUCAGUUGUGGCUUUUUGCUCAUGGUGACAUAACCAGUCAGAACAACGUGGUCAUUUAACUUUUGAUCUCUUUUUUUAUUUCAAUCUUCACCACAAGCGAUUUUGCUGUCCGUAUGUCCGUUUGUUUUUGCAAUCCUCCUCUCGUUUUGUUUUUCGAAAACCCUCCCAACUGUCAUCCACUUCACAGACACGUCGUUAAAUCAUUUCUUCAGAACCUCCUCAGUGCCGUUUGGUCUGCUACUCUGCCCCAUGACAGGAUCCCCUAUAGAGGAGAGCAAUACUAAUCUACAACAUUACACAGCCCUCAACAGUACAGACAGAUAGAUUCACGGACCUGAGGAGGGUCAGUUCUAUGUCCUAUAACAUUGUGGUGUAUAUUAGCAUUAGGUAAUAUAGACCUUGAUGCACUUUGCUUUGACUUGAAUCAGCUCCUUCCAGUGGAAUCUCGGGCAAAGCCCACAACGAGCCACUGGAGGGCGCCAAUGUCUUAAAUGUGAACACUUCAAUUUGUGGAUAUUUGCACAGGUACUUUAUUUAUUUUUUAGAAUAAUAUCGUAAUAAAAAAUCUGCAUUUAUAUCAGCCAGUUUAUGGCUGUAUAGAAAAUAUAUGAGUAUAUAUAUAGUAUAUAUCUUAGAGCUCAAGGUUUAUUUAUAGCUAGAGCAAGGGAAGUACUUCUAGUUUAAAGCAGUUUCUGUCAAUGACAAUGUGGAACAAUACCAACCUGCAAUCCUGCAUGACUUCAAAGUUUGGGUUUUUGGGAGAGGGGGGGGGGGGUUGAAAUUAUUCAUAUCCAUUAUUCAUAAAAAUGCAGUCAGUGUUUGGACAUAUAUAUGGACACAGAGAAAUGGUACCAAGUACAAAUGGCAGGUUUUUGGUCAAUUGCAAUGAUUUCAGUCAAUCUUCUAUUACUUACAGGGAAAUUGGUUCAAUUUGGACAAUUUUACUUCCUGAAUUCUGCAAAUGUAACUUAAAAGGAUUAUCCACUGGAUAUUCAGAAAUGUACUUCACAAGUCUCAGAUUUUCUCCACCCGUAUAACAAAAUGUAAAACGUGUCUAAUGUGUUGUUGCAAAUUCUGAAUUUUUUAAUUGAUGUUUCAAUUCACCCUAUCACUGAUAAACACAAAUGUCAGGCAGAUCUGAUAGGAAAACCUUGGGUGCGUUCAAGCAAUAGUAACGUCUGUUUAAGUCUUUAAAGAAUUAAAGUAAAGCAUCUGGUUGAUGAACAUGUAAAGGGGAAGGGAAAAAAUGAUGGGCUGACAUUGUUUCCAGGUGGAAUAUAAUACAAACCUAUGAAAUGCAGAAAGAUAGUUCAAUGUGUGCUGGUAUGCCUAUAAGAGACUGUCAGUGGUAUAGAUGGUUGUUGGACACAGUAUUAUGACCCCAGGGGCUCAGUAUUUAAGUAAUGUACAUUGUCAUGCUGGAACUGUUUAUUUUUGGAAAUGAUGUAAUAUGCAAUAGAGGCCAAUGAAACGGAUGAAGAGACACAUUUUGACCUGGACGCCUAAUUCUGUACACCCCUUGACCCCUUCAGAAACAAACAAUGUGAGAUUGUGUUACCCAAAAGCCUUGUUGCUUUUGGUCUAGAGAGAAAGUGAGAAACAUGGAGCUGAUGAGAAAUUAAAUUCACAGAUGUUGCCAUUG
Molecule: messenger RNA, 9193 nt
Organism: Salvelinus fontinalis (brook trout)
Lineage: Eukaryota; Metazoa; Chordata; Actinopteri; Salmoniformes; Salmonidae
Product: MAP/microtubule affinity-regulating kinase 4-like
Exons: 18
Coding region: 633-3023 (796 amino acids)
Biological process (GO): intracellular signal transduction; protein phosphorylation; microtubule cytoskeleton organization
Cellular component (GO): cytoplasm
Molecular function (GO): tau-protein kinase activity; ATP binding; protein serine/threonine kinase activity
Source: RefSeq, a predicted model, not a curated record